Molecule: messenger RNA, 2282 nt
Organism: [Torrubiella] hemipterigena
Lineage: Eukaryota; Fungi; Ascomycota; Sordariomycetes; Hypocreales; Clavicipitaceae
Source: the annotation of a GenBank genome assembly
AAUAAUCGGAAGAAAUACUGAUUCUUAUUUCGGUAUCGGUACAUUCGAUGUUCGUUCUCUUAUACAGGCAUCAACAGGAAGCUGUCAAUGAUAGAGCAUUACACUAUUAAAAUACCUUCCAUGAGGAAUAAGUUACUUGAAAAAUAACUAUGAGAUAUUUCCCAAAUUUUUCAACAAUUUCCUUGCGGCUGCUGCAUUUCCCCGAAUAAUCCUCCUGGCUGGCGCGCCACGCUGCGUGGGGUCUGCAUUUUGUUGGCUCCUCAGCGCCAACCGGCCCGUUUACCAGUGACGUCUACUUGACUUUUUAAAAGCAGGAUUCUUGCUCACAAUUCCCUCUUCUUCACUAUCGUGACAAGAAAUUUGAACUUGAAGAGAGUCGCUACCUCCAAAUUUUAUAACCAGCAAAGAAGAUAGAUUUACCCACCCAACACCAACUUGCUCUCUUCUCUCUUACUGCAAACUUGGCUACCCCGCCCCCGCUGUCAAGAUGCCCGACAAGAUCCUCGAUGACAUUUCACACCGCAGAUACAAUCCCCUGACGGAUAGCUGGCUGCUGGUGUCUCCUCACAGAACGAAGCGCCCUUGGCAAGGUCAACAGGAGGCUGCGGCUGCCAAUGUACUCCCUGACUAUGAUCCCAAGUGUUAUCUCUGCCCGGGAAACACACGCGCGGCUGGCGACACAAAUCCCAAAUACGAAAAGACCUUCUCAUUCGUCAACGACUACAGUGCAGUAAAAGAGGAGCAGCCUGCAUAUGAAGAGAGCGCUUCUGAUGAUCUAGAAUCGCUUUUGCUCCGCGCAAAAGGCGUCACCGGCGUCUGCUAUGUCAUCACCUUCUCCCCCAAACACAACGUCACCUUUGCCGACAUGUCUGCCCAAGACACUCUGCCCACAGUCGAGCACUGGACUCAAAUUUAUGCCAACCACCUGGCCAAAUCGAAUCCGCUAAAGGCGCUUUCUGACAAUCUGAAGCUCUCCAUCACCAAAGACGACGCCCCGUUCCCCAAGGACGAAUACCGCUACAUGCAAAUCUUUGAAAACAAAGGUGCGGCCAUGGGCUGCUCAAACCCUCAUCCCCAUUGCCAAGUUUGGACGACAUCUAUCAUGCCCGAAGAACCCGCCAAAGAGCUCGCUAGCAUGACCAAGUACUUUAACAAGCACGGCCGCCACUUAUUAGCGGAUUACGUCAAGCUCGAGCUCCAAAAAGAAGAGCGUAUUGUCUGGCAAAGCGAGCACUUUCUGGUCGUCUGCCCCUGGUGGGCUGUCUGGCCAUUUGAAGUGCUUGUCCUCCCUCAGCGCCACGUCCGCGCUCUGGUCGACUUUACCGACGAAGAGCGCCUUGGCUUUGCAGAGGCCAUUCAGGAGGUCACUCGCCGCUACGAUAACCUCUUUGAAUGCAACUUCCCGUACAGCUCUGGCAUCCACCAGGCACCGCUGAGCGGUACGCAAGAGGAGAUUGAUAACUCGUACCUGCACAUGCACUUUUACCCGCCGUUGCUGCGCUCUGCCACGGUCCGAAAGUUCCUUGUUGGCUUUGAGCUGAUGGCUGAGCCUCAGAGAGACAUCACCCCUGAACAGGCCGCAGCGAGACUGCGUGACUGUGGCGGCGAGCUCUACCGCAACAAUCUUUAAGCGUAGCUGUACUUUGAUAUCCCCGAAAACAAUAUGUAGUAGAAGCAUGGCGAGAGGUCUGGCGAGUUGAAAUUAGAUUUGAAUUUACAUGAUAUUACAUAAACUAUAAGCAAAGGCCACGCAUUUCCGCGCACCGCUCUAUUCAAACUGGACGUAGUGCUCGCGAACCAUGGGCAUCCAGAUAAGAGCCAUGGUGGCCAGAGUGAAUGGGAAGAGCUGGGGAACGCCGAAGCUCAUGCUCUUGAAAACAAAGAGCUCGCUGGCAAAGUGGCCAAGCGCGACAACGUAGGUCCAAAUGGCCAUGUUGUAGACGGGGCCGAAGUGGAGGUUGUAGGCGGCGUAGCAGCGGAUAAUGCUGGUGAUGAUGGUCCAUGUGCCAAAGAGGCGGCCGGCAAGGGGGGUCAUUUGGUCGACGGCCUUGGGGUCCUUCUGGUUGGCGGCGGGAAUCAGCUUAUCGGUGCGGUCUUCCGGGUUGUGAUCGGCCGAGGCGGGAGCGAUACGGGGGUUAGGCAGGAAGCGGCCAUUGUAGACUCGUCGCGAGAAGUGGAGGGUCGUGUAGGUCUGGAUAGAGUUGCCGAUGGAGAUGACGGAGAGCUGUGGUUUCUGUUAGCGCGAGGAUGCCUAUGCAUGCAAUGGGUUGAUUGGGGCGCAC